Ostrea edulis (European flat oyster) is the source of this 1443-nucleotide messenger RNA. Its product is annotated as protein lap1-like. NCBI's taxonomy places the organism in Eukaryota, Metazoa, Mollusca, Bivalvia, Ostreida, Ostreidae. Gene Ontology annotation, molecular function: protein binding. The record is from RefSeq and is a predicted model, not a curated record. The transcript has 3 exons. The coding region runs from base 378 to 1280 and encodes 300 amino acids.
UGUUGGUAAAAUCAAAAAGGUUAUAAGAAAAGUUUAUAUACGUAACAAAUUGAAUGAUAUCCAAAAUGUGAUAUAUUUUUAAAUGCCUGGAAUGUUAAUCAUAUUCAAUAAAAACGGAUAAUUAUUAAAUUAAUCUUUUCUUGAUGAGAUAAGGGAUGUUGGGAACUCUUAUUCAAAAGGAAACGAAAAAGCGCAGGUGCUUGGUUCUCAUGGUAUUUACGACGCUUAAAAAAAUGGAAUUUUCCUAAAUAACGCGGUAUUCGUGCAAAUGUUGCGUUAUGUUCUUCAUAUAUUUAAAGAUCGAUAGGCCUAUAUGCACAUUUGACAUGUUUGUUCCAACGCUUUCAAAAUGUGAAGUUUAGUGCAGAGUUGCACGCAUGAUGGACUUACUGGUGGUAGAAGAAAUUUUGCAAAAAGCAGUGGAAAAUGAUCAUGAAACGAUUAACCUGAGCCAUAGAAACAUUGCUGUUCUGUCAAGCAGAUUUCAAAAACUUAAACACGUCAAACGUCUGUUACUGAAUGACAAUCAGAUAAUGAUUCCGCCAUCCGAGCUUACUGACCUAGUCAAACUGGAGGAACUUGUUCUGAAUAACAACAAACUGACAAUACUGCCAACGGGACUGUGCAAACUUUCAAAUCUGACAUACCUUAAUUUGUGUCACAACCCACUGAGUGUACUCUCCGAGGAGAUUUGUCAACUAAGCAGUCUUCACCAGCUCUGGAUUGUGGAUUGCCAACUGGUUAACCUGCCAUCGAACAUCGGAAACUUAAAAUAUCUAAGGAAAUUAAGUGUGCGCGAGAACUAUCUCGAGUCUCUUCCAUCCAGUUUUGUAGAACUAGAAAAUUUAUCCUGGUUGUGCUUAUCAGAAAAUACAAUAAGAAGUUUGCCAAAAUCUUUUCAUAAAUUGAAAAGCUUGACUCAUUUGAAUUUGAAUCAAAAUGAAAUGAACCAUAUUCCAGAGUCAGUUUCAGAGCUACCCAACUUAAUAUAUUUGUUGAUGAAGAGUAACUUCAUCAAAGAAGUCAAAGAUGACACAAUACUGGCGUUAUCCAGACUGACUAAGUUUGAUCUCAGAGAUAAUGAAAUACAAGUAAAACCACCGCACUGGAAGGGCCUAGAUUAUAUAUUGAUUGGUCAAAGUGGACUAAAUGGUGUUCAGAGUAAUGAUGACCUAACGAGUGGCCUUGAUGAAAUUGAAGACGAAUGCUCUGAGGAGGAGGAGGAGGAGGAGUGUGAAGAUGGUGAUGACAGUGAUGAUGACUCAAAGAAAGCGAACUGACACUGUUUAAUCUGUAAAAAGUUCAGUAUUAAAUUAUUUCUUAUCAGGUAAUGAAAUUCAUUACCAAAGUACAUUAAUUUUCAAUGAGCUGAGGAUUCUCUAUACUAUUAGAGUGAAUGUCAUGAUACAAGUAUAUAUAUUAAAAGUUGGUAGAAGGAGCGAA